AUGCACCAGCCAUGGACAGAGAAGUACCGCCCGGGAACACUUUUGGAGAUGGUUGGAAACAAAGAAGUUAUUGCAUCUCUUCAGUCUAUUCUAGAGGCAGGCAAAAUCCCCAACAUGCUAUUCUAUGGGCCACCAGGCACGGGAAAGACAACGUCAAUAAGAGCUAUUGCAAGAAGUCUUCCGAGAUCAUGUGUUCUUGAGCUGAAUGCCAGUGAUGAGAGGGGAAUAGCAACGGUAAGGGAAACUAUAAAAGAUUUUGCAUCUACAUACUCCAAGAUGAUGAAGCUGGUGAUAUUGGAUGAAGCAGACAUGAUGAGCAGAGAUGCUCAGAAUGCCCUCAGAAGAAUAAUUGAGGACUUCAGUGCAAAUACAAGAUUUUGCUUAAUAGCCAACCACUCAAGAAAGAUAAUUCCUCCUAUUCUCUCUAGAUGCACCAAGUUCAGAUUUGGGCCUAUUGAAAGUACAGAGAGCAGAAUCAAAGAAAUAUGCAGGAAAGAAGGCAUAAAGUACACUGAAGAUGGGAUUGCAGCUGUAUCAAAGGUGUCAGAAGGAGAUAUGCGUAAGGCUGUAAAUGAUGUUCAGGGGAUAUCGUUAUCUCUGGGGUUGAUUGAUGAAAGAAAUGUCCAUAAAUUCAAUGGAAUUGCUCCUGCGCAGAUUUAUGAGGAGGUGUUUAUGGAUCUCGGAAAUAUGAGCAUGGUGGAGCUCAGAGCUAGGAUUGAAGACCUGAGAUAUGAAUAUGGAAUAGACUGUGACGCUUUAAUCGAUAACCUUGGCGGGAUCGCCCGGAAAAGUAAAAUGAGAAACAAAACGAAAAUAUUGAAAGAGUUGAGUGAUAUCGAACGUAGAAGAAGCAUAGGAUGCAAUGAAAAACUUCAAUUAGAUGCAGUCAUUUCUGUAUUUAUACUGAAUAGGGAUAAUUCCUUAUGA
Molecule: messenger RNA, 927 nt
Organism: Encephalitozoon romaleae SJ-2008
Lineage: Eukaryota; Fungi; Microsporidia; Unikaryonidae
Product: DNA replication factor C small subunit
Exons: 1
Coding region: 1-927 (308 amino acids)
Biological process (GO): DNA-templated DNA replication; DNA repair
Cellular component (GO): DNA replication factor C complex; nucleus
Molecular function (GO): DNA clamp loader activity; ATP hydrolysis activity; DNA binding
Source: RefSeq, a predicted model, not a curated record